Messenger RNA from Entrophospora candida, 642 nucleotides. Lineage: Eukaryota; Fungi; Glomeromycota; Glomeromycetes; Entrophosporales; Entrophosporaceae. The record is from the annotation of a GenBank genome assembly.
AUGAUUUGUAUGAGUGAAGAUGUUUUAAAAGAUUAUCCAAGUGAUAAUGGAAAUUGUUAUGGAAAGGUCCUAUUGUUAUUUAAGCUUACAAAUUCCAAUUAUUUAAAUGAAGAUUUGGCUUUAAUUCAGUGGCGACAUCAUUCAAGGAGAAGUCAUAGCUAUAGUCCAAGACAUCGAUCUCGAUCUCGAUCAGUAACUCCUAUCAAUAGAAGAAGAAGGAAGUUAAACAAUUGGGAUGUGCCACCACCAGGAUAUGAAGGAAUGACAGCACAUCAGGUUAAAGCUACAGGGUAUUUUCCACUUCCUGGGCAAACUUCCACCACAAGACCAUCAGCAGUUCCAAAUUCACCAGUAAUACCUGGAAUGGACCCAUCAAGGGCAGCAAUGAUAUUAGGCAUGGCACAUGAACUUCCACCACAAUUUAAAGUUAGUCAAGGAGCAACAGGUCCAGUUGCACAAACUGCAUCAUUAGCAAGACAAGCUAGACGACUUUAUGUUGGCAACAUUCCAUAUGGUAUUGAUGAGAAUGGCUUAUCAGAAUUUUUCAACUCUACAAUGCUUCAAUUGAAUAUUACUACUGCAUCCAGCAAUCCAGUUACAGCUGUUCAAAUCAAUCAUGAUAAAAACUAUGCAUUUGUUGAA